AUGGGUCGCGGUCGUGGCCGGCCCCGUAAACCGGCGGCUACGACUCCACUGGCAAUGAUACAUGUGGUCUCAUCAUCGUCAUCGACUCACUCAGCAGGCUCAAGAACAAAGAGGGACAUCAACAGCACUUUGGAGAAUCAAGGAAAAUCGAACGGUCCGCACACACCAACGCCACAACUACCCCCAAUUGUGGAGGAGAAGGAGACUACUCACAUAGAAGAUACACAAAUUGAAAAGCUCCCCUGGGUUGAAAUCAUAAAAGGUAACCGCCAAUCCUCUGCUCGAGCGGCUAUAGAAUAUUUUCCCCCUUUGAUUGUAGAUGGUGAAAUAGAGGUUAGCUUAGAAGAGCAAGAUCUUGCAUCUGAACUGAUUUUUUGGGAGAACUCCCUGAUUAUGUAUGUAAUAGGGGAGAAUCUGUCCAUGAUUGCGGUUAAAAAUUUCAUGAUGAAGAUCUGGAAUUUUGUGAGUUUGCCAAAUCUGUACUAUAAUGAGGAGGGAUACUUCAUUAUCAAAUUUGCUACUGCAAUUGAUAGGGAUUUGGUGAUGAGGAAAGGCCCAUACACAAUCCAUAGGAAACCCAUGUUUCUUCACAACUGGACAGCUAAUUUCACACUUGAAAAAGACAUGAUUAGAACACUUCCCAUAUGGAUCACACUGCCACAACUGCCUUUAGUCUAUUGGGGUGAAAGAAGUCUUGGAAAAAUUGCAAGUGCUUUGGGAAAGCCAUUAAUGACUGAUGAAUGCACAACAAACAAGUUCAGAGUCUCCUAUGCAAGAGUUCUGGUUGAGGUUGACAUAACAGCUGAAAUGAAGGAGCACAUCAACAUCAAGGGGCCAAAAGGAGAGAAAAUAAUCCAAGAUGUUAUAUAUGAAUGGAAACCUCCAUACUGCAAGAAUUGUAAUUUGGUAGGACACAAUUGCCAAGAACAGAAGCAGGGCCCAAAGAAAGUACAUCAGAAAUGGGAAAGGAAAGAGGUCAUAAAGACAAAAUAG
Molecule: messenger RNA, 993 nt
Organism: Vicia villosa (hairy vetch)
Lineage: Eukaryota; Viridiplantae; Streptophyta; Magnoliopsida; Fabales; Fabaceae
Exons: 1
Coding region: 1-993 (330 amino acids)
Source: RefSeq, a predicted model, not a curated record